AUGUCUUUGAUCGACAAUAACAAUUGCAAUAACAACAACAACAAUAAUAAUAAUAAUAAUAAUAGAACUAGUUUAAAUGACGAUGAAACAUCUGAUUGUAUUCAAGUUACAUUGACAAGAUCACCUUUACAUGGUUUUGGUAUAGCGAUUAGUGGUGGAAAUAAUGAAAAUAAAUUGAUUGAUUUAAAACGAAAUAAUAUUUCAUAUCAUGAUGAAAAUCAAUUUGAUAAUCAAUCAUUAAUUGUUUGCGAAGUUAUUAAAAAUGGACCUGCAGAUGGAAAACUUUUUCCAAACGAUCAAAUUCUAAGUGUUAAUGGUCAUCCAGUUAUACGUCAUAUGGAACAUUCAGCAUUAAAAUUAAUUCGUGAAUCAACUGAUUUUGUUAAUUUAAUUGUUCGAAGACGAAAGCAUCCUGUUAUUGUCUCAGAUAGUCAACCACCUGUUAAAUGUAUAUUAAAUAAAACACGUAAAGAUGAAAAAUUUGGUAUUGUUCUUGGGUGUCGAUAUUUCAUUAAAAAAAUUCAUUAUAAAAAUAAUGAUAAAUUUAUCAAUCUUCAUGAAGGUGAUGAAGUUAUUAAAAUAAAUGAAACACUUGUUGAUCGUUUAACAUUACAUGAAGCACAAAAAUUAAUUGAUAAAGCUAAAGAACGACUUGUUCUUUUUGUUAUACCUAAUAAAUUAAAUCAUGAUAAAUUAGUAUCUUAUCCAAUAGAAAAUGGAAUUCAUAAUCAUCAAGAUGGUCUAUCAAUACCAAUUGUUGUUCAUGAUCGACCAUCAUCUUCACGUAAAGAAUUACAAGCAGAUUAUAAUCAACAUAUAUUUGAACGACCAACAAUUAAUCGUCAUGAUUUUAUGCGAUCAAACACUGGAACAAGAUAUGUAUCUUUUUUUACUGAUACAACUAGUAUGGGUAUUCGAUUAGCAGGUGGUGAUAAACAUGGUUUAUUUAUUUGUGAAGUACAACCAAACAGUGUAGCACAUAAAGCAGGAUUACUUGUUGCUGAUAAAAUAUUUAGUGUAAAUAAUAUUGAUUUUACAACUUUAACGCGUGAAGAAGCUGUUCUAUGUUUAAUGAAUAUGAAAACAUUACAAGUGAAUAUGAUUGUAGCUAAUUUACGUCAUGAAUAUGAACAAUUAUUAGCUGAUAUUGGCGGUGAUUCAUUUUAUAUUCGUGCUCAUUUUACUUAUAAUACAACAAAUGAAGAAGAAUUAUCGAUUCGUGUAAAUGAUAUUUUUCAUGUAACUGAUACACUUUAUAAUGGUCAAGUUGGAUAUUGGGUUGCAACGAAAUUAAAUGCACCACCAUCACAAAUGAAAAUAACUGGUGCUGUACCAAAUAAAUUACGAGCAGAACAAUUAGCAAGUGUUGCUCCAAGUCUUGAUCAAUUAAUUAAAUCUAAACAACCAUCAUUUAAACGUAAAUUACGAUCAAAAUUUAGUGAUAAACGAUCACGUUCAGUUUCAUCAAUACAUCAUUUAAAAGAAGAUUCUUUUUUCGCUAAAGUUACUUGUUGGAAGCCGUUGACCAAUUCGAAAUUUCCUGCAUAUGAACGUGUUGUUCUUAAAGCUGUAACUAUUAUUCGUCCUGUUGUUCUUUUUGGUCCUUUGGCUGAUAUUGCACGAGAUCGUUUACUUAAAGAAUAUCCUGAUCUAUUUGAAUUACCUCGUAUCGAAACACAAUCUCCAACAAAAGCACGAGCUAAUGUUAUUAAAUUACAAAGUAUCAAAAAUGUUAUUCAACGAAAUCGUCAUUGUUUACUUGAUAUAACUCCAACAGCUGUUGAACAAUUAAAUUAUGCUCAAUGUUAUCCAAUAGUUAUUUAUUUUAAAGCAUCUGAUCGUCGACAAAUAAAACAAAUACGUCAUGAAUAUGGAAAACUUUAUCAAAAAUCUUCUCGACGUUUAUAUGAAUCAUCUGAACGUUUAGAAUUUUUAUUUUCAUAUUUAUUUACAUCAAUAAUAAAACUUGAUUCAACAGUAAAUUGGUAUAAAACAUUAAAAGCACAAAUUGAAAUUGAACAAGAACAACCAAUAUGGAUGAGUGAUGAUCGUCCAGCUGAUAAAGAUUUACCAAAUUCUGAUGAAUAUUUUAUUUCAACACGACAAAGUUAUUCAGAUGAUAAUUGUACUCGUGAUGAAUCAAGUCCUGAUUCUGAUAUGAUGAAUACACAACAGAGAAAAGGAAAAAAUUAUUUACAACGUGUUGCAUCAGAUCCUGUUAUGUUUCCAAGAGAUAAAAUUCGUUCAUAUGCAACUGAUUCUCAUCAUGAUUUUGAUGAUGAUGAUGAAGAAGAGGAAGAAGAAGAUGAUAAUAGUACAUUUUUGCAAAAUUCUACAAUAUCAUUACCAAAUCGUAGUCAUUCAGUAACAGAAAUGCAAACAACAAAUGGUGAACAACAGCAACAACAACAACAACAACAUCGAUCAGGAUUAAUACAUUCAAAUUCAAUAGCAAAUAAUUCACGUCUUUAUCAAAGAUCAUUAUCAUAUAUAAAAACUAUUGAUAAUAAUAAUAAUAAUAAUAAUUUCGAACCAACUAUCAAUAAUAAUGAUGAUUUAUUUCAUACAGAUAAAUAUAACAUUGAUCGAAAUUCUUCAAUAAAUUAUCAUUCAACAACAAAUGGACAACAAAUUUAUCAUCCUGAUUCAAUAACACAUGUUGAACAAGAUGAUCUUUAUCGUUUACAACGUUUAUAUCAUCAAGAUGAACAAGAAAAGUAUAAAAAUCAUUUUGAAAAUGAAAAUUUAUCUAAUACACAAAGCACUACUAAGCUUAAUUCAGCACCUUUUAUUAAAACACAUACGCACGAAACUAAUGGUUUAUCAUUAAAUUCAAUAAAUGGUAAAACAAAUCGAAUUUCAUCAAGACGACCACUUAUUGCACCUAAACUUCGAACAAUACAUACAACAAAUGAAAGACUUAGUUCAAGUGAUAGUGGAGGAUCUAUUCAACAUAAUAUGAGAAAAAUUGCAACAGAUAAAUCAACUAUGACAAUGAUGGAAAAAAAAAUUCCUCGUAAUGGUUUUGCUACUUGGAAUAAACCUUCAUCAUCUACUUCAUCUAGACCAACAAUUUUACCAUCAUAUUCGAAUGGUAUUGAUUCUUAUAGUAAUAAUAUGGACCCAUCUUAUCGUAUAAUUCGUUGUACAUCAAUGGAUACUGUUCGUCGUAAUGAACAAAUACCAUCGAGUAAUUCUAAUGAUAAAUUACGUGCAGAAUCUUUAUUAAAACAAAAAAUGUGUUCAAGUAAAAAACAUAAUCAUACAUCAAUUGGUUCGGUUUUUCCAUCAGAAAAUUUCAAACCACAAUCAUUUUCUACAACAACAACAAAUUUAAAUCAUCAACCAUCAACAAAUCGACAUGUUUAUCAAAACAGUGAAUUUCCAUUACAAAAACCACGUGUUUAUACACAUGAUGAUCGAUCUUUUAUUGGACAACAACAACAACAACAACAACA
This is a messenger RNA of Rotaria sordida, 3458 nucleotides long. Lineage: Eukaryota; Metazoa; Rotifera; Eurotatoria; Philodinida; Philodinidae. The record is from the annotation of a GenBank genome assembly.